AUGGCCUCUCCGUGUCGGUUUGCGGCGCGCUCCUGCGCCCGCCAGCUGCGGUCCGCCGCCGCUCCUCGAUCACCCGCACAAGCCUUCCGAGUGUCAUGCGCCUCGAGGCGGUACAACUCAACCGAGGCCGAGGCCGUCAACCCCAAGAUUGCCGACAUUGUCGACCAGAUCAGCAAGCUGACGCUGCUGGAGACUGCUGAUCUCGUCUCAAGCCUAAAAAGCAAGCUGAACAUCCCCGAUAUGCCCAUUGGCGGCUUCGCUGCCCCUGCCGCCGCCGCACCCGCCGCCGCCGUUGAGGAAGCCGAGGAGGCCCCCGCUGCCCCCGCCGAGAAGACGCUCUUCACGCUGAAACUGCAGUCGAUUGACCCCGCGGCCAAGGCCAAGGUCAUCAAGGAGGUCAAGGGCAUGCUGGGCCUGAGCUUGGUGGACAGCAAGAAGUUUGUCGAGAGCGCGCCCAAGAUGAUGAAGGAGAACGUGCCCAAGGAGGACGCGGAGAAGAUUAUUGCCACCAUGAAGGAGCUUGGCGCGGUGGUUGUGAUGGAGUAA
Trichoderma reesei QM6a is the source of this 546-nucleotide messenger RNA. RefSeq lists its product as uncharacterized. The record is from RefSeq and is a predicted model, not a curated record. The coding region runs from base 1 to 546 and encodes 181 amino acids. The transcript is spliced from 2 exons. Gene Ontology annotation, biological process: translation. Lineage: Eukaryota; Fungi; Ascomycota; Sordariomycetes; Hypocreales; Hypocreaceae. Gene Ontology annotation, molecular function: structural constituent of ribosome. Gene Ontology annotation, cellular component: ribosome.